CCACACCGCAACACAGCCUUUAUAGAAAAAGCAGUCACAAGGCUUCUUCCUCAACAAACCUGCUUCUCUCACCUGCGCAGAACAAACCAAAACGCACAAGUUCGUCAUGGCUCAACGUGUUACCUACCGCCGUCGCCUUGCCUACAACACCCGUAGCAACAAGACCAGAGUCAUUAAGACUCCUGGCAACAACCUCCGCUCCUUGCACAUCAAGAAGCAAGGCAAGAUCCCUCGUUGCGGUGACACCGGUGUCCCUUUGCAAGGUAUCCCUGCUAUGCGUCCUCGUGAGUUUGCUCGCCUCUCUCGCACCAAGAAGACCGUUCAACGUGCUUAUGGUGGCUGCCUCAGCGCCAACGCUGUCAAGGACCGCAUUGUCCGUGCCUUUUUGAUUGAGGAGCAAAAGAUUGUCAAGCAAAAGCUGAAGCAAAUGGCUCAAAAGUAGGUACUAAAAUGACAACCAUGGUCGCUUGAACGUCACGCAUUCUCGCGUCGUGACGAAGAGACGGCGCUUCGUUUAGGUACUCUGCUGUUCUGCAGCUCUUCAAUGAGAGUCUUUUCGGGUUACAUGUGGAA
Schizosaccharomyces japonicus yFS275 is the source of this 573-nucleotide messenger RNA. RefSeq names its product 60S ribosomal protein L34. The transcript has a single exon. Bases 107 to 442 code for a protein of 111 amino acids. The record is from RefSeq and is a predicted model, not a curated record. Gene Ontology annotation, biological process: translation. Gene Ontology annotation, molecular function: structural constituent of ribosome. NCBI's taxonomy places the organism in Eukaryota, Fungi, Ascomycota, Schizosaccharomycetes, Schizosaccharomycetales, Schizosaccharomycetaceae. Gene Ontology annotation, cellular component: ribosome.